CAAACGCUAUCUAAGACUAAGGCGUAUGUCAACCAUAGCGUAAAGGCAAAAAAUGUUAUCCUCUACUGCUAUUGAAACUCAUAUUUCUUGUGGUGUUUGUCGCAAACAAUCUGAAUUACAAAGGUGAUUUACUAUUUGCCUAGAGAUGUUUGUUUCCCUUUUUAUUCCAAUUUUGAAAGAAUUUUUCAUACAUGAAGAUCAAACUUGGAAGAUCAAAGACAAAACCAAAGAUGAAAGAAAAUUAUUAGUUAUGUAAAAUUCCAUCUAAUUCCAAAACAUAUUAAAUUGUUGUCACAUGGUUCUAUAUCUUCUUCUUUUUUUUUUCAUCUUUCUCUUGGUUAAGUGUCAGCAUUCUACUAUCUAUUAGUACAAUAUUGUACACUUCGAAAUGUACAAACGUUAUUUAAGACUAAGGCGUAUGUCAACCAUAGCAGAAAGGCAAAAAAUGAUAUUCUCUACUAUUGAAACCCAUAUUUCUCGCGGUGUUUGUCGCACUGAAUUACAACGGUGAUUUGCAGAGGCAAUGCUUGUUUUGGAGUUAAAUCUAAUGCUAAGCCCAUGAUGCUAUAUACUAAAACGGUCAACAUGAGUUCAAUGUAAGUUUAUAAAUGGAUGGUCAACAUGAGUCCAAAGGUAGAAAAAAAGUAGCUUAUAUAUAUAUAAUAUAUAUGUUCUUGGAUUAUCUCAAAUAUCUUUUUUUUCUAAAAAGGAAAGACUCGUAAAAAAGGAAAAGGUGAUUUUCUUAAAUCGUAUCAGAUAUUACCGUUGCUAAAAAAAUAUUAGAUAUUAACGAUCAAAACGAGUAUAAAUAUACAUCCAAAGAGCACUCGUACUAUCUCAUACAACAAAAAAAUAAAAUAAAAUCCCACACUGAUUGUAGAGUUCUAAGAAGAAGCUGGAGUGUUACGCAAGAAAAAUAAUGUCGAGCCUCCCGUCGAAGAAAAUUCUGGACGAUCUCUACACUCGAUUUGUUGUGAACGGCCCCGAGGAAGAAAAACAGUCUUUGAAUCGACUCAUGUUUCUUGUAGAGAGUGCUCACUGGUACUACGAAGAUAACGUUGUCGAAAACGACAAAACCCUAAAGUCGCUGUCCUUUGGAGAGUUUACUCGUCUCUUAUUCAACAACUCCGAUGCGUUGAGACCUCACGUUGGAUACAUGGAUAUGAUAUUUAGAGACUUUUUCUCUUACAAGUCUCGAAUCCCGGUCACUGGUGCGAUUAUAUUGGACGAGACAUACGAACGUUGCUUGCUGGUCAAGGGAUGGAAACAAUCAUCGAAUUGGAGCUUUCCACGAGGGAAGAAGAAUACGAACGAAGAAGAUGAUGUUUGCGCUAUACGAGAGGUCCUCGAGGAGACAGGGUGUGAUGUAUCGAAGCUGCUUAAUAAAGAAGAAUACAUCGAGAUUACAUUCGAAGGAAAGAAGAGAGUGAGGCUUUACAUUGUCGUUGGCGUGAGAGAUGAUACAGCUUUUGCGCCACUAACGAAGAAGGAGAUCAGUCAAAUCUCAUGGUUUCGGCUUGAUGGGCUUGAAAGUGGAUUCGCUGGUCUCAAGUUGUUUGAGGUUGCACCUUUUCUAGCAUCCUUGAAGUCGUGGAUAUCAAAGCAUCUGUCUCCUCUGAGCAUUGACAAGCCCCUUAAACCACCACUCUGCGUGUGGACUGCAACAAAGAAGACAACGACAACAAUAACAAUAACAACAACGGAAAGAAGAUACAAUGUAAAACCUUGGAGACAGUCUCUAAAGGUCAACAAGUCUGCAAUUUUGCCGGCCUUGGGAAUUUGUUCUUGAGUAGAGUCAGUCAUCAUAUGGUCAAAUAUUGGGAGCUAUAUGGUGUGGUCGGAUUGUAGAGCAAAAUAGUACAUGAGAUAUACUUUGCUAUUUAGUUUGUUGUACAUGAUUAUAUUGUAUAUCCAGUAGUUAAUGAAACCAAGCUUUAUUCUUUAUUUUUAAAGACGUUUUUCUUCUUAAUUUCAGACCAAGUAACAGAAAUAUACAUACAAACUAUAACAUAGAUGCUUCUAUGGAGAAUUAAACUUAGUUAUGUACAAUCAAAGACCUCUUAUCCGCAUUGCGUGGAGAAAAGCUAGCUUAAGCAGACAAUCAAUGACCUAAUGCAGCAAUUACAAAUGGAUCUGGUCUUAAGCAGAAGUAAUAGCACUUGCUUCAGUGAUAUCUUCAGCUUCAGUUCAAAGAGAAACAAACUUACUGUGUCUAUUACAAGUUUGUUGGUGCUACCUUUUAGUGUCUAACUUUGUCUCCCAUUCUGACUUUGUCCAAAACAAUCUGAAUUACAAAGGCGAUUUGCAGAGGCAAUGCUUGUUUUGGAGUUAAAUCCAAUGCCUAACCCCAUGAUGCUAUAUACUAGAACGGUCAAACAUGGGUUCAUUCAAUGUAAGUUGCUAAUGAGUAAUGAGAUAUGUUGGUGAAGGGUUAAUUAGAAACUUAAAAGUAAUUAAAAUUUUUGACCUAUACAGGUUUCGAACCUGUGACCUUCGCGUUAUUAGCACAUUUGUAUAACUUUAUGUUGUGAAAUUAUUUAUUAUCUAUAAAACUGUACCUUCAGGAGUUUAGAGUUUUAUCAGUUUAUGUGAUCGUGAUUAACCAGAGCCCACAUGGUACUGGUACACCUUGUUGUUGUUUCUAUAUGUUUUUGCUUUAUCAAAACUUAUCUUCUAAUCAAGAAUCUAGAUAACAGAACUUUUAGACAUGGUGGAGGUGCGAUGAGAGGUGCAGGAGCUAAUCAAGAAUCUUGAUAACAGGAAUGAUAAACAUAAUUUCACUAACUAAUUAAAUCUAAAUCCCAAGAUCGCUGAUUUUGGUUUGGCUCGAUGUCUACUAGGUAUGGACAAAAUUCAGCUUUGAACCGCAUCGCAGGAAAAGCCUGUAAGCUACUAAAAACACUAUAGAUAGUUUUGACUCAUUACAUCCACCAAAUUUCAUGUGUUAGGCCCGUUAAAAAGGAAAUUUAUACUGAUAUUUUUCACUCUCUGCGAGGUUACAUGGCUGCAGAGUAUAAUUCUCGAGGACAGUUAACAUGAAAGCUGAUGUUUAGAACCACGGAGUUCUUGUCCUCUAGAUAGCGUGCAAGACAAGAAACAGCGUUUGCGUGCCAGAUUCUGGUCAUCUCCUACAGAGAAUAAGAUUCCCCAGAACCUCUUAUCUUGAAAAUUCCACCAUCGUUUCUAGGUCUGGAACCUCUGUAGACUCACUGAACAGAUUGUUAGAAACCCUAGAUCCAUGUCUACAAGACGAGUUGCUACAAUCACAAGGCAACGAAGCAGAGUUUGUAAAGUUCUUCUGUGGGAUUUUUAUGCGCACAAGCUUCUCCAUCGCUCAGGCAACCGACAGAAGAAC
Molecule: messenger RNA, 3355 nt
Organism: Brassica napus (rape)
Lineage: Eukaryota; Viridiplantae; Streptophyta; Magnoliopsida; Brassicales; Brassicaceae
Product: mRNA-decapping enzyme subunit 2-like
Exons: 1
Coding region: 920-1789 (289 amino acids)
Biological process (GO): nuclear-transcribed mRNA catabolic process, nonsense-mediated decay; deadenylation-dependent decapping of nuclear-transcribed mRNA
Cellular component (GO): cytoplasm
Molecular function (GO): manganese ion binding; 5'-(N(7)-methylguanosine 5'-triphospho)-[mRNA] hydrolase activity; RNA binding
Source: RefSeq, a predicted model, not a curated record